AGUCCCUCAGUGCACACCAUCACUACAAACGCGCUUCUGUCGGACACGGACGGAGCGAGCAGAGAAGCUGCUGCUGUGUUCAGAAAAUGGCCGACAGAUUUUCUAGGUUCAACGAAGAGCGUGAUUUCCAGGGGGGGAAUCACUUUGACCAGUAUGAAGAGGGCCAGUUGGAGCUGGAACAGGCGUCCUUGGACAAGCCCAUUGAAUCGGAUAACAUCGGGCACCGGUUGCUUCAGAAACAUGGCUGGAAGUUGGGACAAGGACUUGGCAAAACCAUGCAGGGACGCACUGACCCUGUGCCCAUUAUCCUCAAAUAUGAUGUUAUGGGGAUGGGACGAAUGGAGAUGGAGCUGGACUAUGCAGAGGAUGCCACAGAGAAGAGAAGAGUGCUCGAAGUUGAGAAGGAGGAUACUGAAGAACUGCGACAAAAAUAUAAGGACCAGAUGGAAAAGGAGAAAGCCAUUGCAAAGGCUCUGGAAGACCUGAGGGCCAAUUUCUACUGUGAGCUAUGUGACAAACAGUACACCAAACACCAGGAGUUUGACAAUCACAUUAACUCGUAUGACCACGCUCACAAGCAGAGGUUGAAGGAGCUAAAGCAGCGAGAGUUUGCUCGAAAUGUGUCAUCCCGCUCCCGGAAAGAUGGAAAAAAGCAAGAGAAGAUGCUGCGACGUUUGCAUGAGUUGGCUGAGCAAAGAAAACAGCAAGACCGGACUCCUGGAAGUGGACCUAUGUUCAAAACUACCACAGUGGUUGUGGAUGGAGAAAAAGCCGAAGAGGGUGAUGGCAUGACGCCUGAGAACACCACUCUGACAGACGGUGCUUUGGAGGGAUCAUUGACAGAUAAAAGUGGGCAAGCCUCCCCAAAGCCUGGCCCAGCAAUCAGCUUCUCUCUGGGGAAAAACAGUUCCUCCUCCCCCACCCCCAGUGGCGCAUCCAAAGUCAGCGUGUCCUUCUCCUUUGCAAAGAAGGCUCCAGUAAAGCUUGAAACAGCAGCUGCAGUGUUUGCAGAUCAUGGAGAGGAGGCUAUGGAGGAAGAGGAGAACCAGGAGGGAGAAAAGGUUGGAGGACAAGAGGAGACAUCUGGUUGCAGCACAGACAGCCCCAAGGCAGGAUCAGGAGGAAGUGAAGGAGCAGAUGGAGGUACAGCAGCAGGGACAGAAGAAGUGCCGCAACCUGACGAUGGCGGCUCGCUAGCUUCUACCCUCAACAAACUAAAAAUGAUGAUGAAAAAAGAGGAAGGAUACGCUGGACAGGAACCUCAGUACUAUCACUAUGUACCUCCUGCUCAUUGCCGGGUAAAGCCUCACUUCCAGUUUUUGCUAUUCAUGAAGGCAACUGACCAGUGUCAGAGUAAAGAAGAGGAAGAGGAGGAAGAGGUGCAGCAGGAGGAGGAAAAAAGUCGAAGAGAGUUCGAACAGCUGGAGCCCAGUGUAACAGAUACAAAGACUGAAGAAGAACAAGAUAAUAACAACACUUCAACCCCUGACCCAGAGCCCCAGUCACCCAAAGAGAAGACAGAGGAUGUCGCUUCAUGCACAGUAGACACAACCUCUCUGGACCUCCUUCCCCACAAAAAAACAGAGACUACACAAGAUACUACAAAUUCCAAUUCAGGCCCUAAAAUUCCCACAGGUCCCUUUUUUCCUGUUUUAAGCAAAGAUGAGAGCACCACCCUACAGUGGCCCUCGGAGCUUCUUGAAUUUACAAAGGCUCAGCCUUCCCUGUCCUAUAGCUGUAAUCCACUCUACUUCGAUUUCAAGUUGUCCCGCAACAAAGGGGCACGUGGUGGGAAAUCGGCAAAAUCACCUAAACCUAGUGAAGAAUCUGAUGAGAAGGUACAAGAGGUAGCAGUUGCAACAAGUGAAGGAGACACAAAUAAACCAGGGACAAGCUCUGACAAAGAAAAGACACUUGUAAAAGGAGAGACUGGCCAGUCAGAAGGUGAUGAGCAAAAGCCUGCAACUGGCAGCACCAGUGCAAAGAAAAAGAAAAAAAAAAGAAAAAGCAUAAGAAGUCGCAAACACUCAAAACGCAAAGGAAAAGAAAAGGGAGCAGGAGAGGAUGGAGAGGGGGAGACUGAAGUAACACAAGAGAAACCUAAAAAGAAGAAAAAACACAAACGGAAGAAGAGUAAAAACAAGGCCCCAGACCAAGAUGAGGCAACAGGAGAUGAAAAGGAGAAAACAAAAGCAAAAUCUGAAGAUAAAACCACUUCUUCAACUCAGCCAACAACUACAGUGGGAGGAGCAACAGGAAAUACAGGAUCAGUAGAACUUGGGAAGAGGAAACGUGCAGCAAAGGAAGUGCCUUCCAAGUCUGGAGCAGAGCAGGGAGGAUCUGGAAAAGGCAGCGAUAAAUCUAACUCCUUAGAGGAGCACAGCAGCACCAAGAAACAAAAGACAGACUCCAGUGCACCUCAAAGUGCCUCUUGCUCCACCUCAGCCCAAAAGAGCCCCGGUCCUGGUCGGCCGCCAAGCAGUGAGAGUGAAGAAGAAGGUGGUUCGACUACUCAGCGGUCACGCCAUCACAGGUCGAGCCCUCGCGAACAGCGCCGUCACCACAGCGAGGAAUCGGGCCGAUCCUGCAGCCGUUCAUCGAGACGGGGAGAAAGGCGAGGAAGUAGUCGUCGUCACCAUCGUGGCCAAACAUCUCGAAGUCAUUCAUACUCAAGCAGCUCAGAGCGUUCCUCAGCAGGCAGCAGUGCUUACAGCCACCGCAGUCGUAGCUACUCAGACAGCUACAGUGACUACAGCAAUGAGGGCCGCAGACGGAGGCACUCCAAACGUUCCUCAGACUCCGAAUAUGAGAGGAGGGGUAGUCGCGGACGCAGACGAUCCAGGAGACAUCAGUACUCGUCUUCCUCAUCUGAAGACUCUCGUUCACGCUCACGAAGCUACAGUCGUAGGAAGAGGCAUCGACGGCACCAUCGAAGCAGCUCUAGAAGUUCCAGCAGUUGGAGCCGCAGUACCAGUGCCAGAUCCUGGAGACGCAGCUACAGCCGCAGCCACAGCUCCGCCAGCCGCUCCUCCAACUCCACUAAAGGCUCCCCUCAUCGACGAGGAGCCAGGAGUCGAGGGGACAGCGACACACACCGCAGAGACUUCAAUCGCUCUCGCAUCUAUCGUUCCCAGUCUCCACGUUCAUCUUCAUCACGAGGCCUUAACCGCAACACGCAUUCAUCAAGUUCACAGAUGCUGAGGCCAGGGGGGUCCAGAGAUGCAGGGAGAACAGAAGAACACCCUGUGCCACGACAGCUGCUAGAAAAGGUCCAGUCUAAAAAAGGCUCUGAUGAUCCUGCCACAGGAACAAAAUCGGGGAUUAAAAUAAAGGACCCGCCACAGGGCUACUUUGGUCCUAAACUUCCCCCAACCCUGGGAAGCAAAGCCAUGCUGCCACUGUUUGGUAAACUUCAGGCAGGGAAGAAACCACUGAUUCCCCUCACCAGACCUGAUGACGGAGAGAAAUCAGGAACCGGGAAGGGUUCUGAGGCUGAGGGAGAAGUUAUCCUGGUGGAGCCUAUCAGGGAGUUCCCUCCUCCACCUCCACCCCCAGCUCCACCAGUCCAGAAGGUUGAGGAGGCUCCUCAGAGCACAGUAGUGCAAGAGGAGACACAGCACACCACCACAGAAGCACGGGUACUUCCAGAGCCUAGGCCUUUGUUUGAACAGGAGCCUUCCAUGAUAAUGCCUCAGUACCAAGGAGAGGCAGAACAGGACCCGAAUCAGAAUCCCAUGAUGGAGUCCCUCAUGCCAGAAAUGCAGCAACAGCAGCCACCCAUGCAUGCCUACCCUGCUUACCCACCACCCAGCUUGGAAGAAGAUGGUCUGGAGGCCGAGGAGGACGGACUGGCUCCAUUAGAGAGUCAGCCAAUCACAUUCACACCAGAGGAGAUGGAGAAGUACAGCAAGCUGCAGCAGGCUGCACAGCAGCAUAUCCAGCAGCAGCUUCUGGCCAAGCAGGUCAAAACAUUUCCCUCAGCCGCUGCAGCUGCAGCGGCUGCUGCUGCUGCUGCAGCCAAUCUGGCCCCAGCUCCACCUCCACCUGCCCUGCAGCAGAUCCACAUUCAGCAGCCCACAGUGUCUGUGGCCUCUGGUACCUCCAUCACCACCGUGCAGCACGCUAUUCUGCAGCACCACGCCGCCACCGCUGCAGCCAUGGGCAUCCACCCUGCACACCCCCACCACCCACACCCCGCCCACGCGCAACUGGCCCAGGUACACCACAUUCCCCAGCAUCACCUCACCCCCAUCUCCUUGUCUCCGUUGGGGCCUUCCCUCGGUCACUCUCUGGGACACUCACUGGGACACGCUGGGCUGAUUCCUGCCCACCCGACUGCUUUCCUCUCUGGCCAACCCAUUCAUAUUAUCCCAGCUUCUGCACUUCAUCACACACCCUUAGCCCUCCACCACGUUCCACACACAGCUCUUUACCCCACACUUUUCACACCUCGGCCGUCACAAGCUGCUGCAGCAGCAGCCCUGCAGCUCCACCCACUCCUCCACCCAAUCUUCUCAGGGCAGGACCUUCAGCACCCACCUAACCAUGGCUCCUGA
Messenger RNA from Sphaeramia orbicularis (orbiculate cardinalfish), 4556 nucleotides. RefSeq names its product G patch domain containing 8 (gene gpatch8). The record is from RefSeq and is a predicted model, not a curated record. NCBI's taxonomy places the organism in Eukaryota, Metazoa, Chordata, Actinopteri, Kurtiformes, Apogonidae. Gene Ontology annotation, cellular component: nucleus. Gene Ontology annotation, molecular function: nucleic acid binding.